AUGGACAAAAGUUGGAUGCACCUCACCGAUAGGUUUAGGUCAAGGGAAUAUGGCAUUGGGGUUAGGCAAUUCCUCACAAUGGCUCGAGCUCAUGCUCAAGGAAGUACAACAGUGAAGUGUCCAUACUGUAGAUGUCGUAAUAAUUCCUUCUUGCUAAUCAGUGAGGUAGAGAGGCAUUUGUUUAUUACGGGUAUUGAUCCAAAUUAUACUAAUUGGAUUUUUCAUGGCGAGCAAGAACCGUUUAGUUUCAUGGCCGAGGAUGGAGAUGAUAUACCUGAUGGUGGUGACAAUAGUUAUAUUGAUGACAUCGACGAUAUGUUGGCUGACAUUCAUGCGGCAAACAAUGUAGGGGAAGAAGAUGACAUGGCUCCACACCCCAGGGAGCCCAAUACGGUUGAACCCAACCCGAGCACCUUUGAGAAGUUGUUGGAAGAUGCUCGCCGUCCACUUUAUGAUGGUUGCAACUCAUUUUCAAAAUUAUCAUUCAUUGUUAAGUUGCUCAAUAUCAAAACUAUUGGCGGUUGGAGUGUAAAGUCCUUUGACAUGUUGAUAAAACUAUUGAAAACAGCUUUUCCUAAUUCACUCUUGCCAGAAUCUUUUCAUGAGGCACGUGCAUUGGAGCGAGGGUUGGGAUUUAGAUACAUUAAAAUUCACGCUUGCCCAAACGAUUGCCUACUCUAUUGGAAGGAAAAUAGCAACUUGCAAGAGUGCCCUAAGUGCAAAGCCUCUAGGUGGUUGUCGGCCACAUCUUCUAAAAGACCAGUGCCCCAAAAGAUAGUGAGGUAUUUUCCACUGAAGCCAAGGCUGCAGAGACUAUUUAUGUCCAAGAAAACAGCUGUAUCCAUGAGGUGGCAUCAUGAAGAAAGGGCACAAGAUGAAAGCACUUUGCGCCAUCCGGCUGACUCGGAAGUGUGGACCACAUUUGAUGCCGAGCAUCGUUGGUUUGCUCAAGAUCCUUGA
Carya illinoinensis is the source of this 960-nucleotide messenger RNA. RefSeq lists its product as uncharacterized. The record is from RefSeq and is a predicted model, not a curated record. Lineage: Eukaryota; Viridiplantae; Streptophyta; Magnoliopsida; Fagales; Juglandaceae. The transcript has a single exon. Bases 1 to 960 code for a protein of 319 amino acids.